AACUUUUCAGCUGUGACAACCGACGACAAUCGACGACCUGCCACGCCGACAAGAUGGGUGCCCUCAAGUACGUGGAAGAGAUCCAGAAGAAGAAGCAGUCCGACGUGAUUCGCUUCCUGCUGCGUGUCCGUUGCUGGGAGCUCCGUCAACUGAACGCUAUCCACCGUGCUUCCCGCCCCUCUCGCCCCGACAAGGCUCGUCGUCUCGGCUACAAGGCCAAGCAGGGCUAUGUUGUCUACCGUAUCCGUGUGAGACGCGGUGGUCGUAAGAGACCCGCUCCUAAGGGUGCCACCUACGGCAAGCCCACCAACAUGGGUAUCAACCAGCUCAAGUACCAGCGCGCUCUCCGUGCUACCGCUGAGGAGCGUGUUGGCCGUCGCUGCGCCAACCUGCGUGUCCUGAACUCCUACUGGAUCAACCAGGACUCCACCUACAAGUACUUCGAGGUCAUCCUCGUCGACCCCCAGCACAAGGCCAUCCGCCGCGAUGCUCGCAUCAACUGGAUCUGCAACGCGGUCCACAAGCACCGCGAGGCCCGUGGUCUUACCGCCACCGGCAAGAAGUCCCGUGGUAUCAACAAGGGCCACCGCUACAACAACACCCGCUCUGGUCGCCGCCACACCUGGAAGCGCCAGAACACCCAGAGCUACUGGCGUUACCGUUAAAUGUAGAUGGGGUGUUUAUGGGGGUUGUUGGUUAUGGGAAAAAUUUGAUCCUGUGGAUGUCACUAUUUCGAUCAAAACUCGCAUCUACGGUGCCGUUCUGGAACUGCUGGGGUGCGAGCAUAAUGCAACAGAUCUUCUGGAUCGGAUGUUAGCCAAAAUACCUUUUUUUCACUUUUCUCGGUUCAACUGUAUUGUUCACCUUAACGAAGUAUGACGACCACUUUUACCUUUGUUC
Molecule: messenger RNA, 900 nt
Organism: Aspergillus neoniger CBS 115656
Lineage: Eukaryota; Fungi; Ascomycota; Eurotiomycetes; Eurotiales; Aspergillaceae
Product: 60S ribosomal protein eL15
Exons: 5
Coding region: 54-665 (203 amino acids)
Biological process (GO): cytoplasmic translation
Cellular component (GO): ribosome; cytosolic large ribosomal subunit
Molecular function (GO): structural constituent of ribosome; RNA binding
Source: RefSeq, a predicted model, not a curated record